Medicago truncatula (barrel medic) is the source of this 1404-nucleotide messenger RNA. Its product is annotated as zinc finger CCHC domain-containing protein 9. Gene Ontology annotation, molecular function: nucleic acid binding; zinc ion binding. Lineage: Eukaryota; Viridiplantae; Streptophyta; Magnoliopsida; Fabales; Fabaceae. The coding region runs from base 134 to 922 and encodes 262 amino acids. The record is from RefSeq and is a predicted model, not a curated record. The transcript is spliced from 3 exons.
AAAAUCAGGGGAAAAGAAAAGGAAGAAAACCCUUUUGGAUUUGUUUCAUCUCGUCACCACAGCGCAGCCGCAAAGGAACUGUUGCAGACUUAAACCCUUCGAAACCUAAUUUCAGAGCAACCAAUCAGCAAAAAUGGUGAGCCAAAGACAACGACUCGCUAAGAAACGCUACAAAGAAGAACACCCCGAACUCUUCCCCAAAGUCGACCCAACUCCACCAAACGACCCAUCAAAAAAGAAGAAAAACAAAUUCAAGCGCAAAAAACCCGACUCAAACUCCAAACCCCGAACCGGAAAACGCCCCCUUCGAGUUCCCGGUAUGAAACCCGGCGACAGCUGUUUCAUUUGCAAGGGAUUAGACCACAUCGCUAAAUUCUGUACUCAGAAAGCUGAAUGGGAAAAGAAUAAGAUAUGUUUGCGGUGUCGGCGUCGUGGUCAUCGAGCUCAGAAUUGUCCUGAUGGUGGUUCUAAAGAGGAUUUUAAGUAUUGUUAUAACUGUGGUGAUAAUGGUCACUCUCUUGCUAAUUGUCCUCAUCCUCUUCAAGAAGGCGGGACUAUGUUUGCUCAGUGUUUUGUUUGUAAGGAACAAGGGCAUUUGAGUAAAAAUUGCCCUAAAAAUGCUCAUGGCAUUUAUCCUAAGGGUGGUUGUUGUAAAAUAUGUGGUGGUGUCACACAUUUGGCAAGGGAUUGUCCUGAUAAAGGGCAGAAUGGAUUUGGUGAUGGUCGUCCUAAAGGGCCUGUUCAUAACUUAUUGAGAACCGACGAGAGGCCCAGUGGUCAGGUUACCAAAUUUGUGAGUGGAGAUGAUAUGGACGACGACUUCACAACAGAAGUAAAAAGCGAGGAAAAGAACAAGUCUGCAAAGUCUGAAGAUGGCAAUGUAAAACCAAAGAAAGGUCCUAAAGUCGUGAACUUUGAUUAGGCGUAUGUUUGAAAUCACGAUGAGUUAAACGUAAUCAAUGUGGCAUUGCGAUUUUGCUGAAGCUCCAAAAGUAUAGCUUUUGUCAAACUCGCAGCAAGUGUGAUACUGCCAAACUCACUGAGAAUUCAGACAUGCACUUAGGUAGUUACCUCUUAAUGUGUUGUGUGGACAUUGUUUUUCAUUAUUCAUUUUCUUUGUUCUGCUAGUACUUAAGCCUACACUAGGACCCUGCCAUGCAUUGCAAUCUCAUGAAUCUCAACUAGAUUGAAAUCAAAUGCAAUUUUUUCUGCAAGUCCUAGGUGGCUCUAAAUUUGGGAGAAUUGAGAUGUAAACUAAAUUAUCUUUCCUUGCUGAUGAUUCAUUAAUCCUAAUGUGCUUUCAAAAGGAAACUAAAUGUAACUAUUUUAUGGGCAUAGCUACUAGUUUACCAGCCCUACUUUUAUUUGAUUUAUAUGGUUGAGUUAUGUUCCAUUAUUUUUCAA